AAAGAAAGAAAGAAAGAAAGAGAAAAGGCCCAUAAGAGUUUAAAAUAGCCCGCUGUAACGCUCUGGCAGCAGAAUGAAUUGAAGGGCGGAAUGCCAGAGGCAAAACAAAAAAGUGAAAUCGUUGAAUAGCGGUAUGUAAAUUGGCACGAUAGAUUUGGCGGGCACACUUUGAAAGGAACAGCCAUUUCGACGCUCAAAGCGCAUGUUAGGAAUGGCUACUGGCGGCUCACGUUUAACCAAUCACCAGUUAGCCCAUGUUUUCCGGAGAAUGCGGGGUGAGUUUGCAGUUCCCUUUCAGGUCGUGUCAGUCUGUAUAUGAAGGGGGGCGAGAGCGCGGCCCUGCAUAAGUUAAAGCAAUCUUUGAGCGUAGAAUCAUGUCUGGAAGAGGCAAGGGCGGAAAGGGUCUGGGCAAAGGAGGCGCCAAGCGCCACAGGAAGGUGCUGCGGGAUAACAUCCAGGGCAUCACCAAGCCCGCCAUCCGCCGCCUGGCACGCAGAGGGGGAGUCAAGCGCAUCUCCGGCCUCAUCUACGAGGAGACUCGCGGGGUCUUGAAAGUGUUCCUGGAGAACGUUAUCCGGGACGCCGUCACCUACACCGAGCACGCCAAGAGGAAGACCGUCACCGCUAUGGAUGUGGUGUAUGCUCUGAAGCGCCAGGGACGCACUCUGUACGGAUUCGGGGGUUAAAGCCUCGCUUCUGUCUCUUUAUCAAAACGGCCCUUUUAAGGGCCACC
Molecule: messenger RNA, 733 nt
Organism: Xenopus laevis (African clawed frog)
Lineage: Eukaryota; Metazoa; Chordata; Amphibia; Anura; Pipidae
Product: histone H4
Exons: 1
Coding region: 375-686 (103 amino acids)
Source: RefSeq, a predicted model, not a curated record